AUGAGGAACAGACUGGCAAGACAAUGUCUAGGAGAGAUUCUGGGCACCUUUGUCCUUCUGCUGUUCGGCUGUGCUGCUGCUGCCCAAGUGAAGACCAGCAGGCAGGCGAAAGGCCAGUACCUGUCUGUCAACAUGAGCUUCGCCGUGGGCGUCAUGUCUGCCAUGUAUCUGUGCCUGGGUGUGUCAGGAGCUCAUCUGAACCCUGCUGUUUCUCUCAGUUUCUGUGUGUUAGGUCACCUUCCCUGGCGGAAGCUUCUGCCAUAUUCUCUGUCUCAGGUGCUGGGUGCCUAUUUGGCUUCUGCAGUUGUCUACGUCAUGUACUACGAUGCCAUAAUGGAGUACAGUGGUGGCGUGCUCACUUCGGUUGGCCCCAAUGAAACGGCCUCCAUCUUCGCCACUCACCCUGCGGAAGGACUUUCUCUGCAAACCAAAUUCUUUGACCAGGUGGUUGGUACUGCUGCACUUCUGCUGUGUAUCCUCCCUCUGAAUGACAAGAGGAACAAGCCUGUCCCUGCCGCGCUGCUCCCACCCAUCGUAGCCACCGUCAUCCUGGGAAUAGCCAUGUCCAUGUCGUACAACUGUGGGGGAGCAAUCAACCCCGCCCGGGACCUGGGGCCACGCCUCUUCAUGCUCACAGCAGGCUGGGGCACCGAGGUGUUCACGUGA
Messenger RNA from Electrophorus electricus (electric eel), 666 nucleotides. RefSeq names its product aquaporin 10a (gene aqp10a). The record is from RefSeq and is a predicted model, not a curated record. Gene Ontology annotation, biological process: glycerol transmembrane transport; water transport. Gene Ontology annotation, molecular function: water channel activity; urea transmembrane transporter activity; glycerol channel activity. Gene Ontology annotation, cellular component: basolateral plasma membrane; plasma membrane. NCBI's taxonomy places the organism in Eukaryota, Metazoa, Chordata, Actinopteri, Gymnotiformes, Gymnotidae.